Messenger RNA from Colletotrichum orchidophilum, 1593 nucleotides. Its product is annotated as carboxylesterase. The record is from RefSeq and is a predicted model, not a curated record. The transcript is spliced from 2 exons. NCBI's taxonomy places the organism in Eukaryota, Fungi, Ascomycota, Sordariomycetes, Glomerellales, Glomerellaceae. Bases 1 to 1593 code for a protein of 530 amino acids.
AUGUCUCCUUCGGCUGCGGCCAUCGCCAUGAUCUUCUCUGGCCUGCUGCCCUCGGCAUUGGCAAGCACAUGCAGCAACGCCACGCAACCGGAACCCUAUGCUCUCACUUCUCAGGGCCUUGUCAAGGGGUUCCAUGAUGCAAGCUGCAGUUCGGUUUUUCUAGGUAUCCCAUUUGCUGCGACAACGGCUGGCGAAAACCGAUGGAGGGCGCCGCAAAAUGUGCCGAAAUCGAACUCAACGGUGGUCGCAACGUCCUACGGUCCAACUUGUCCUCAAGCAAUUUCUGGCACUCUUUAUAGCCAGCAGGACGAGGACUGCCUCAAUCUCAAUAUCUGGGCACCCUCAACGGGAGAGAACUUGCCUGUGUUCGUCUACAUGUAUGGAGGUGCCAUGGUCACAGGAUCCAGCAGCAAUCCUCAACUCCAGGGGUCCAACUUUGCCCGCAACGGCGUCGUGUACGUCAACUUUAACACGCGCGAGAGUAUCUUUGCCUCGCCGUACUCGGCGGAACUCAACGAGGCAUCUCCUGAGGAGUCACAAAACUUCAGUAUUUUGGACGUCGAAAAGGCUCUUGACUGGGUUCGUGAGAAUAUCCAUGCAUUCGGAGGCAACCCCGACCACGUUGUCUUCGGUGGCCACUCGUCCGGAGCCGUGCAGGUCGAUCACUAUCUCUGGAACCACCCGGAUUCGUGGCUCAAGGGAGCGGUACAGAUGAGCGCAAAUGCCAUGUCUGGGCCCGCAUAUGCACCAGUCAACGAAGUACUCGACGCCGUAGCUGCUGAGGUUGGCUGCCCGAAGGCAGGGGAGGGCCAGAUCGACUGCCUGCGCGGAGUGGAUGCGUACGCCUUCCAGACAGCCAAAUUCAACUCGACCUUCAACGCGUGGUUCGCUCCUGUCAUCGAUAAUAUCACAAGGCACUCUGAUUACGCUGCAAGAUUCGCAGCUGGCCACUAUGCAUCGCACGUGCCGCUGCUUGUAGGAAAUUCCAACGGUGAGGGCACCAUCUUCAGUAUUGUAUAUGGCGCCGAAAACAGCAAUUUUAGCUCUUGGAUCAAUACUUUCGAUGCCGAUAGUGCGCAUAUAGAAGACGAUAUCCUUCUAGCCGCGUACAAUGUCUCCGAUUUUGAGACGGAUUCUUUUCGAAGUGGUGCCCAGUAUGGAGAUGCUCGUUUCAAUUGCGCGGUCGACUAUCUGCUCGACAUGCGUAGCGCCAAGCAGGAUACCUGGGUCUACAGAUUCUUUGGAGCUUACGACAACGUCGUUGGAGUUCCGGGCACAGCACCUACGCAUGGAACCGAGGUACCUUUCUUCCACGGAGGCAACGAGUGCUUCAAUUCGCUUGCGGGCGUUACCGAGGCACAGCAGGCGCUAGCAGAUUCCAUUCAUGGUUGGUUCGUGGACUGGAUCAAGAACCCAGCUGCCGGGACUGGAUGGGCCAAGGGGUCGCCGCAGUCUGGGCCUUUGGUGAAGCUCGGAGUCCCUGGUGAUGAGCUGUCCGUCAUUCAGGGGUCAACCGGUGAUUACAAUGCUCGCUGCAAGUCGGUCUACGCACCUGCGUUCCCCAAGUACCCGGUUGUUCAGUCUGCGCUUUAG